AUGUCUCUCUCAGCCUUGGGACUCACCCCUCCUGAGGACCCUCCGAAUGGCCUUGUUUCUGCUUCAGUUCUCCCUUCUCGGGAGCCUGCUCUUCCUCCGGAGAGACGCCUGGGAGAAAAGGGAACAGCCAGCUUAUUCCUGAAAGCCAGACCUCAGGACCUGUUGACAUUUGAGGAUGUGGCUGUGGAAUUCACCUGGUGGGAGUGGGGUCAGUUGGACCCUGCUCAGAAGGACCUGUACCGGGAGGUGAUGCUGGAGAAUUUCAAGAACCUGGCCUCCCUGGGGUUUCCAGUGUCCAAACCAUAUAUGAUCUGCCAGUUGGAGGAAGGGGAAGAGCCCUGUAUUUUAGAGAGAGAAAUCUCAACAGGUGUUCACUCAGACUGGGAGAGAAGGCCUCAAGCCAAGGAAGCUAUGCUAAGUCAAGAACUUUCCAAAGAAGAAUUAUUGCAGAGAGCAUCAGUGGAGAAACACAUUAGAGAUGAACUCAGGUCCUCCAAACUGAAAGCAACCUGUGGUUGGGAUGACCAGGUAGAGAUGCAUCCAAAAAAACAGGAGAGAUAUCUGAAAGAAAUGUCACUCACUCACAAAUCUCCUCCCACCCUUAAGAGAGGUCAUGAAUGGAGUGAAUUUGGGACUGGUUCAGGUUUAAGAUCAGUCCCUAUUAACCAACACUGUGUUCCCACAGGAGAAGGAUACUAUAAAUGUGAUACAGCAUUCAGACAGACUUCAGGGAGAAGUAACUCUCGGAGAACUCAACCAGGGAAGAAAUCUUGCAAAUGCAGUGAAUGUGGGAAGUUGUUCCAUUUCCAGUCAGAACUUCGGCGCCAUCAGAGAUGUCACACUGGAGAAAAGCCGUAUGAGUGCAGUGAAUGUGGAAGAGCCUUUGGUCAUAUUUCAUCCCUUAUUAAACAUCAGAGAACUCACACUGGAGAAAAGCCCUAUGAAUGCAGUGAAUGUGGGAGAGCCUUCAGCCAGAGUUCCUCUCUUGUUCUACAUUACAGAUUUCAUACAGGAGAGAAACCCUACAAAUGUAAUGAAUGUGGAAGGGCCUUUGGCCAUACUUCAUCCCUUAUUAAACAUCAGAGAACUCACACUGGAGAAAAGCCCUAUGAAUGCAAAGAAUGUGGGAGAACCUUCAGCCAGAGUUCCUCUCUCAUUGUACACUACAGAUUUCAUACAGGAGAGAAACCCUACAAAUGUAAUAGGUAUGGGAGAGCCUUCAGCCAGAGUUCAUCUCUCACUCAGCAUUAUAGACACCAUACUGGAGAGAAACCCUACAAAUGUAAUGAGUGUGGAAGAGCCUUUGCUCACACUGCCUCCCUUAUUAAACAUCAGAAAAGUCAUGCUGGGGAAAAAAACCUAUGA
This is a messenger RNA of Rangifer tarandus platyrhynchus (Svalbard reindeer), 1365 nucleotides long. The record is from the annotation of a GenBank genome assembly. NCBI's taxonomy places the organism in Eukaryota, Metazoa, Chordata, Mammalia, Artiodactyla, Cervidae.